Molecule: messenger RNA, 1384 nt
Organism: Lytechinus variegatus (green sea urchin)
Lineage: Eukaryota; Metazoa; Echinodermata; Echinoidea; Temnopleuroida; Toxopneustidae
Exons: 2
Coding region: 27-968 (313 amino acids)
Molecular function (GO): sulfotransferase activity
Source: RefSeq, a predicted model, not a curated record
UCGAACAAGGUGAAUAUCGUCAAGUUAUGGCGGAUGCCAAACGAUCUCGUCUCUUCUUCAUUUGCAUUCCAAGGUCUGGGUCGACAUCAAUCCUUAAAUGUUUGAGCUUCAUUGACGGGCUCGAGGCGUGGUUCGAGCCGUAUGUCAUCGCCAAGAUCGCUAUCCGAGAGUACAAGGCACAUGCUGGGAAGGACCUACCGACUGAUUGGAAAGAAGAGAACCGUGCCGAGUUCGACCACGCUGCUCAGUUAAUACAUAAUAUGAAUAAACUACCUUUAGUAGAAGGAAAGGAUUUUGCGUUUUCGGAAGUGAAACGACGUCUUGAGAAUCUAGAGAGCGCUCAGGUCGUCGUCAAAGACAUGGGCGGCUCAUUCUUUGGUUCUCGAAAGCAAUACCUCCCUUCUCGAGAAAGCGGCUACAAGUACGUCUUCAUAAUCCGAGAUCCACAACUUGCUAUGUCGUCCUACAGAAGAGCCACAAUACAGACAUCUUGCACCAUGCCAGGGUACACUGCUGGCAAAACAGAAGAGGACUUUGAUCUGAGAGUAGAUGAUCCUUACUACUACGCUGCCGGUGGCAACUACUUCAACAUCCAUGCAGCCUGGAAGUAUGUACGAGAAAACUUUGAUCCAGACCCUUUGAUAGUAGAUUGUGAAGACUUGAUGGCCAACCCAAAGCCAUACCUACAGAAGAUCUGUGAGGUUGGAGGGUUGGAGUUCCACGAUGGGCUCCUAAACUGGGAUACUUCCACCGAUAUCAUCAAGACCUGGAAGAAUCCUGGUGGAGUGCCGAAGAUGCUGGCAACUGGUCUUGGGUAUUUCCAUCGAACAGCCAUCAACAGCUCUUGUUUUCAAUUCAGUAAGAAAGAGAAACCACCACUCUCCUCUGCAACAAAAGAUAUUCAGAGGGCGGUUGCCGAUGGGACAGAGUAUUACAAUGAGAUGUAUGAACUUCGUUUUAAGCCUUGAUUGAAUGGGGGUGAUUAUUUAAAGAAUUAUGUUUCGACCCUCAGUUACAUCGUUUUAAGUUAAAAUUUUCUUAAGUAAUAUCUUCAUGGACCAAGCCUGUCUUUGUAGAGUUCGAACCUAGACAUGUUGGAUUGGUGUUAUAUCCCUCACAUUCUGUCUAAUGACACACGAAUUCUCACACACAAUAUAUUUAACCUGAAUGAAAUAUUUUUAAAUUUUCCAUUUUAUCAUUGUACAUCUUUUCAGAGUUGGAUGGUUCCUAUGCAAUCUUCCAACGGGAUUCGAAUGUGCGCCAUUUUUUAAAGCAGGGUAAAGGUGGUCGUAAAUACACUGGUAGAUUUGAAAGGGUUUUCAUGGUGCUUUUCAUUUGGGAUCUUUUAAAGGUGCCACAACAUUCUCUCCAGCGACAUUUGCUC